Passer domesticus (house sparrow) is the source of this 9110-nucleotide messenger RNA. RefSeq names its product vitamin K epoxide reductase complex subunit 1 like 1 (gene VKORC1L1). The coding region runs from base 42 to 572 and encodes 176 amino acids. Gene Ontology annotation, biological process: vitamin K metabolic process; peptidyl-glutamic acid carboxylation. Lineage: Eukaryota; Metazoa; Chordata; Aves; Passeriformes; Passeridae. Gene Ontology annotation, molecular function: vitamin-K-epoxide reductase (warfarin-sensitive) activity. The record is from RefSeq and is a predicted model, not a curated record. The transcript has 3 exons.
CGGGCGCGCGUCGCGGGCUGAGGCGGAGGGACGGGGCCAAGAUGGCGGCGCCCGUCCUGCUGCGGGUGUCGGUGCCGCGCUGGGAGCGGGUGGCGCGGUCCGCCGUGUGCGCCGCCGGCAUCCUGCUGUCCCUGUACGCCUGCCACCUGGAGCGCGAGAAGGGCCGCGACAGCCACUACCAGGCCCUGUGCGACCUCAGCGAGCGGGUGCGCUGCUCCGCCGCCAUCACCUCCAGAUGGGGUCGAGGAUUCGGUCUCUUGGGUUCCAUCUUUGGAAAGGACAGUGCAAUAAAUCAGUCAAACAGUGUUUUUGGCCUGGUGUUUUAUAUACUACAAAUGCUACUGGGUAUGACAGCAAGUGCAGUAGCAGCUCUAAUCCUCAUGACAUCCUCCAUAGUGUCUGUAGUAGGGUCCCUGUACUUGGCAUACAUUCUGUACUUCGUGCUGAAGGAGUUUUGCAUUGUCUGCGUGCUCACAUAUUUGCUGAACUUCAUUCUCUUUAUCAUCAACUACAAACGACUAGUUUAUUUGAACGAGGCCUGGAAGAGGCAACUCCAACCCAAACAGGAAUAACCCCUGCUGGAACUUUUGACUGACAGUCUGAAGACCCAACUUCCAUUAAGUUUAUUUUGCAGUAAUUUUUUUAUUCUCCAUAUCAGACACUUCUUGCCCCCCUUUCCCCCACAAGAAUCAUAAUGGAAAUUUUGAAUUCUAAAUUUCAAGGGGCCCCAGAUAAUUUCUCUGUGCUAAUCUUCAGUUUCAAUGAGGUUCUGAAAGAAAGCUCUAUAACAAUCAAAGACAAGCUUUAACUUUACUUGGAAGGAGUUUUAGCCACAGCAAAACCUAGACUCUCUCUCUUCCCCCUCCACUUGUGAAGUGGGUAACACUUGCUAUAAAAUAUCCUGUAUAUAAAUUCAGGUAUAACAAGAUGUGAUCAUGACAUGAAAUAUUCUAGACUAGCAUCACCAUAUUUAAUAUUGCCAUGUUUACAGUAAGUGUAUUUUUUUCUUUUUUUUUCUUUCUUUUUUUUUUUUUUUAGCUGAUGGACUUAGAUUUGACUAGGACUUAUACUGUAAAUAAAAUUAGAACUCUUGGUUUCAUCCCUGGAGAACUCACUGUCCCAUGGGUUGGUUAGGAGCUGUCAGAGGUUCAGCUCAGAGUCGACUGACAUGAUGGAAGAAGUGACCUCCAAAGAACAUGGAGUUGCUGCUCUCACUGUUGUGAUUUCACAAGAAUGAUGCUUGGGGUUGGUUCCAUUUUUUUCUUCUUUUUUUUUUCCUUUUUUUUUUGUCUCCAGUAACAAAAAUGGAAUUAAAGCUGAAACCUGAAGUAUGUUGAUUAAACGACAACCUCAUUAAUUUCUGUACAGAACAAAAAUAGCUUCAUGUGGUCAAUGAAAAGCUGAUUUGCAGACUGGGGGUCGGAUGAAGUGUUCUUUGAAAGGACUCAUUUCCAGGCAGAGCUGUUCCUUUUGAAGCUGUGCUCAGCCAGCCAGUGUUACUAAUGUUUGAUGUUCUGUGAAUGCUGCAGUAUAGAAUUGCAAUUUGCAGUGGAAACCACUGAGUGAGCAGGAUAACCAAGCAGUGCACUGAAAAAGCAGUUCCUUAAUUGAUCUUGGUCAGGAUCUGUGGUUUGUGCUAUAUUGGGAAAUGAACUUUAGGCCUGACACACACACACAGAGAAGAUCUCUUGGAAGGGCAACCUGUUUAAUGGGAUAAAUAAGUCAAUGUGCUCCUGAAAAUGAAAUGUGAUAUAGUGCUAUCAUUGCUCUUUCUAAGAACUAAUUAGGGGAAAAAAAAUUCAACUGCAUAUUUUAACAAAGGAACAAAAUUGUACACGUUGUUUCUGCACUCAGUAUUCUAAGGCUGAAUGUUAAAAGUGCCUUCUGUCUUCAAAUCUUAAACCAAAUACUUUGUGUUGAACUUGGCAGGCAGAAGUGUCCUUGCUUUAAAAAUGAACAAACAAAAUUCCCAGCAAACUUGCUGGGGAUAGAGGAGUAUUAAGAGAUCUGGUUUUAGUUUUUAGACUGAGAAGUGGUAGCAGUAUUGUUUUCAGUUUAAUUUAAAAGCUUGAUGUGAUUUGGAAAAGUGAAAUAUUUGUGUUUCAGACUGUGUGACACCAAAAUGUGUGGGUUCAGCUACUUUCUGUAAUUGGUGCUGUGCUGCUUUUUGCCCUUGUCAGUUCGAAAUAUGAAGAAUUCCAACUGCAUACCCAUUUAUUUAAAGAACUAAUUUAACUCCUUUUAGCAUCUUCAUUCUCAAACAUGAAUGUCAGAGAGCCACUUCCAUUGCAAGUGGAUUUUAAACACUAAGGAUAAACUUGACUGUGAAACGAGCAGUGUUUCCAUAGAGCAAAACAAGGCUGGAGAUCGAAUUCAUAAAAUUAAUAUUUCAAUUACUACUGAGCUAAUUCUGGUUUAUACCAAGGCUAGAGGUGGAAACUGCUUUUGUGUACAGAGUUGUGUGGUGUGAGUAACAUCUGUUGCAUGUAACACUAAAUGACUUGUCCCUCGUCUGACAGUUUUAGCCAACAAUCCAUUAAAUGAGUUUUGUAUUGACCAGAGUAUAGUUAAAGCUUGUCUUGAUGUUUAGUUCUGUCUCUCAAAUGCCUUCCACUUUGAUAUUAAGGGGAAUGAAUGAUGUUGAAUUGGUCCCUCAAGGCUUGGCUUUGUUCCCUCCCAAGCCCUGAGGCAGUAGCAGUGUUUAAUGUAUAGAUUUUAUUUUGAUGCAUUCCUGUGAUCUACACUAAAGCAUCUUUUUUUCAUCCAAGGAAGAGGUGAACAUGUGCUGCUCCUGUCUCAGAGCAAGCAGCCAUGGAGACAAGUCUAAUCCAUGAGUACUUGGUCCAAUUUCUGGGAAAAAAAGAGGAAAAAAAGCCGCAUCAGCUGAAAGUGUUGGUGUUGACUUAACUUCACUGUGUCUUGUGCUUGUUUGUGUGGGCAGUCUGUUGAUUCAGUUUGUUUAGUACAAAUGUUUAGGGCCAGAUUUCAGCAGUCCUUGUUAGUGUGCACAUGGGGAGCAAAUGGAGCUGGAGUUUGGGCUCUGGGAGAAUUUGCAGCCACACUUUGUGCACAGCUUUGCAAAUCUGAUCCUUAAUUGUGAGCUCUCUUGUCUUGUGUGCUUCCCUUGCAGUUACUUUUUACUGGAAGUGAUUUGCUAGAAAUGGCCCUGAUUUCUUCUGUUUCCCUCUCGUGCUUCAGAAAUGCAGUUGGCCUCAGAGAGGGCAGAAUAAUCUUAGCAGGAGAAAUUUGGACCUUUCUGCUUCCAGUUCUUUUGACUCUUUCCUUGCUGCUCCCAGUGAUAGAAACAGCAUUUUCCUUCCAGUAAAAUGAGUUGUGAUGGAAAUCAGGAGUGCAGCUGUGCCCCCCUGCCUGCCCCAGCCAAAUGUGGUGGCAAAUGUGUGCUUGAUGCUGGUUUUACCCUUACAAAUCCAAAGGCAAAUCCUAAAAUUUCUCAAGGAUGCAGGAGUCUGGGUAAAGGCAGGUAAAUGAUAUUUGGGCUGGCAAGAGACAAGGGGGUGUUACAGAGAUCCUCGUUGUGGUUUCAACACUCAGGAGAAUGGAAGGGAUAAAAUUCACAGUAUCCAAACACAGGUUCUGAAUUUGGGCUCUUCCUGCCCCUUUUGGCUCUCUAGAAUCCCAAAAUUCCUUUAGGAUCAUGGAAUAUUCUGAGUUGGAAAUUUCACAGUGAGAGGCGGAUUGGAAAGGCAAAAAAACCUCAUCCCAAACCCUGCUUAGGAAUGAUCCAUUCCUGAAAUCCUCUUACUGUAAGGUACUUGCUACUCUUUAAGGCCAAGGAGGAAAUGAAUAUUCUUGGAAGUUUCUUCCUGUGAAACAUUUGUGACACUGAGGCCAACGAAACAUUGCUGAGCACCUUUGGGGUGUGAAGUGACAGCAGCUCUCUGGUGAGGAGGUUUCUCAGUGCUGGAGCUGGCAUUUUUGUGCUGCUGCAGUCUCAGUUGUUCCAGGAGGUUGGAGAGGUGCUUCAGGCAGUUCUGCUCCUGAUUUACCUGGGCUGAGAGCAGAGCUUGGCUUUGGUUCUGCCAGUGUUGUUUAAACUGACAGAAAAGACAUGAAGUAUUCUGUUACCACAAAACUGUGUUAAGCAUGGCCUCAAUAUUAGGUGUUUGUUCUGUACAGUAGAUUCCAUCAACUAUUUAUUCCCAGUGCUUUCAACUCCAAAUCCAACACCCAUUUGAAAUGGAGUCAUUGGGCAGAUAUUCCUUUUCUCAAUAUAGGCUGAGAGAUUCUCUGCUGGAGGUUUAGGAUCCAAUUUUGCUAACAGGUAAAAAAACCAUGUAAAUAUGUACGAAUUCUAUUUGUUGCACAUAACUUUUGGUAUAAAAAAAAAAGAAAAAAAAAACUCCAACAAAAAUAAAUGUAGAAAUUACCUGUGGAUGUCUUGCUGCAAUCAUUCUUAUGCUGCAUUCAUGCAGUCCAAACAUAAGAGCUUGAAUGAACCCAACCAGAGGCCUUUUUGGACUCAGUCUGAGCCUUAGAAACUGUUUUUAAUGUCAGUACUGUAAUUCUGUUUCUAGAAAUUGUACCAAGUCGUGUAGUUUGUUUUUUUUUUUUUUUUUCCAAGACCUUGUGUGUGUUUAGCAGUAGAAGGGUUAAAGCACUUGAUUCUCCCCAGGUCCCAGUGUUCCCAGUAGAAUUCCUGCAGCUUUGUGUCUGGCUGAGCAUUGUGUGUAAAGGCUGAGCAGCGUUGACUUGAGGCUUUCAAUGUUUACAGUUCUUUAAGCAAAAAAAGAAACAAAAAAAAAAAAUCCCAACCUUGUGAUUUUUAUCACUUUCUGCUUUAUUGGGGCUGCUCAAAGCUGGUCCCACAGACCACAAAAGCCCUGGAAAAACUGCUGGAUGUUUCCCUGGAUUUGGAGAGGGAGCUGCUGGGCAGGGCAGGGUUUGCUGAGAACAAGCAGAAUUAACCCUCAAAUGUGUGCUCAGAUUUUGGGGGGGCUGAGCUGAGCCCGGGUUUGUAAGGAGUGACCAAUGUCAAAUCCUCAUCUGUGUUUGGGUCAGGUCUGUUGAAACUGGGGAAGAAAAUGAGUUUUUAAAGGAUGAUGGAGAAGUUGAAAUGACUUUCAAACACUGCUAGCUGGCAGUACCAUGGUGUGUUUGAACAACUGUCUUUGUGUUGUGCAUAGAGUUUUAUAUUCUGGGGCUUUAGUUCUAGAGAAAAUCUAGGCCUAGCACGGCGUGAGGAAUGCUGUAGUGUUGUUUCUUUUCCCUUAAAAACACAAGAAAAACUGUUGUGGAGUCUGCAGUGAACAUCUGUGUCCUUAUUCUGCUGGGGCAGGGUGGAAGGUGCUGCUGGUUCCUUGUGUACCACCUCUGAAGGGAACAGAAUUUGGCCAGCACACAGGAGAAAAGCAAAUCUUUGCUUUAUAUGGUCAGAUUUGGUCACUUCCCUGAGGCUCUCACACAGAGGCAGCUGCAGAACAGGAGUCAUGGCACCAGUGUCACCCAGAAUCUAAAUUCCAGUAACCAAACUCCAAAUUGUAACUCCCCAAAUGCAUUGGGCAGCCUCUGCUCUUGUUCUGCUCCUUGUGCUGCUGCUUUUGGGGCAGUGCUGGGAAGUUUGCAGAGUGAAUAUUCUGAGUUUUGCUGUGGGUGCUGGUGUGCUCCAUGCCGGGCUAAAGCCUGGCCCAGGCUGGGGUGCAGGCCUAAAGGGACAGCACUGAAGCAGCCCAGGGAUUUCCACCUGGCCCUGCCCCAGAGGGCUUCAGGCCACUCCCAGAAAAGUUUGGAACAGAAUUUCCCUCUGGGCUGCUCUUCCUGUGCUGAGAUUGAAUAAGAAGGAAGCCCUUCCACAGGGAAGUGGCAUUGCUGGACACAGUUUGUGUCUGACAGUGGCAGUUUUGGUACUGUAAAAUAAAUAGAUUUCAAGUUGAGUUGAUGUAGUCCCUCCCUCUGUAACAUUCCACCCUGCUGCUGGAACAGGAAUUCCAAACUCUCUGUUGGGUGGCUCACACCCCUCCUGGCUGCUGGGAAUGCUCAGGAUUUCUCACACAUCCAUCCUGUCAGGCCAGAGCAGCUGCACAAACUGUGCUCCUCUGCAAUCCUGUGGACAGUUUGCUGUGAUCUCAAUAGUCUUAACCCUUAGGGGAGUUUAACUGGAAAACCUCAUUUGCUUUAGAGGGAUGUGAUGUUCAUUUAGAGUAACUUAGGUUUUGUUUUUAAGUUCAGCAUUGAGUUGUAUCAUGUAAUAUUUGUAAUUUUUUUGCCAUAAACAGAUACCUCAGUCAGGAUUUCUUAACUUCAGCUCAUUGCAAGUGAAUAUUUGUUUUCCAGCCUGGAAACAAGAAGCCUCCAGACAAGGCUGAGCAGAGGAAACAAAAGUUUCUGAUCUGCUUUGCAUCACAGUAACUACUUCAGGUGGACUAGAAAUCACAUUGGACUUGCAAGACUUGAAUCAGGCAUAAAACUUAUUUAAACAGAGAUUUAAUAACGAGUUCAACAUAAUCCCCAGCCACUGACCCCUUUGUUUUCAUUUGAGGAAGAGGGAAUGUGAUGUCAUUACAGGAGGAAGACAGCUUGAUUCAUUUGCAAUCCUCCAGUACCUGUCCCUCAGAACAAAGGCAGCGGCUUUGGGCUGGCGCUGGCGGGUGAAGAUUCCUUUCUUGUUCCCCAGAACUCGUGUCGUCCCUGCAGAGAAGUUACAAAAUAAAAGAAAUGUAUAAAGCAGGCUCUUCCAGGCCCCGCUUGAGCUGUUACAAUGUAGGUACUAAAUCGGGCCAGGUGGAAGAGACCUCUGCACUUUCUUUGCACAGUCAGGUGGAGCAGGGAAGCGUGGCAGGAUCCGUGCGUGGGACAGAGCAAUCAGCUGCAGUUCUUGUUUUUACAGCUUAACUGGGGUGUGCCCACUGUCAGUGUCCUAGCUACUGGUGAUUGGCUCCACCUUCAGAUUGGAUGGAGGAAAUGUGAUGCCUGUUCACUGUCCUGUGUGGUGUCUGGAUCCUUUCUGCCUGUUUUAGUUUUCACAGGAAAUUAGAUAAAAGGAUUGCAACACGUAGAGAGACUGGAAUUGCAUCUGUGUCUGACCUUGUCUACAUUUUCUCAGUCCUUUUUGAUGCUGCUUUUCUGGGCACUGCCAUCCCUGAGCUCUCUAAUGCCUGUCCUGGUGCUCUGCAGGGUGUUUUAGUGCUGUUCCUCCCUCCCUGACUGCUCACCUAACCCACUGCAGGUGGACUAAGCAGAACAGGUUCAUUACUGAUUGUUUCACUUCUGUGGGACUGCACUGUAAAUUAAGGAAUUUCCCUUCCUUUGUGACUGCACUUAUCUAUUAAUCAUGAGUGGAGAGUCAUGGUGAGACAGCUGUGUGCCAGCGUGGCAUCUGCUCCUCUGCUGCUGAACUCUGCCAAGUAAAUAAUGAGUAUUUGAGGUGCUCUGUUCCCAGGGCAGCUGUAGGUGACACUGGAAGCAAGUGAGAUGGCCCUGACAGCUGCCUGAGGCUCUGAAUUGAGGGUGGCCAAAACCCAGGAGCAAUCUGGGUCCCUCACAAGCUUCCCCUUGUGAGAUGAGACAUGCAUGGUCCCAUGUUCUGGGAGCAUCUGUGCAGGAGAAAGGAAUUAAGCACAGGCAGGACCUUCCCUCUUGGCUCUGGUCAUGCUGGAUUUUGUGACAAAACCAGCUGUGCUCUGUCCUGGUGAACAGAGGGCCUUUUGUCCCACCCUUCAGCACAGUGUUUGUGUGGCAUCAACCACUAACUCCCAGGGAGGAUGGAGAGGUGUUUAGAAUAUAAAUAAAAGCUCACCUUGAUUGGUCAUGAAAUCAGCAAAAUUCCAGAUGAGCUCCCCGAUCACGUACUCCUUCCUCUUCUUGUCCAGGACAGAGUGGUAGCCCCUGAGCAGGGCCUGCUGGUACUCCUCAGUGAACAUCAUGGGGGGGUCCUGCCAGGAGAGCCAGGGGAGCAGGCUCAGGGCACAAACAACCCCAUCCCACGGGCUCCCAGCUAGCCCUGAGCAGCAGCUCUGGGCUGCCUGCUCUGCUGGCUGUGCUGCAUUGGGCUGCCUCUUGUGACCAUCACAAACACAACUCCAGGUAUUGCCAGCUCCCCUGGUGGCCUGUGUCAUGACAGGGACAGCAGUGCCACCCCCCUGCACCAGGAACCUCCAUCCUCCAGGAUUUGCUUUCAUUUAAGCAUUGUAGCAUUUUCAAGGACAGAUUUUGGAGUCCUCUUUAGCAGACAAAGUGAGUGGCAAAGCUCUGUGGUUUUGGGAGCAGGAUCCCAAUCCUGGAGCCUUUUGGACACUCCCAGCUGGAGCAGCUCCCAGCAAAGCCAGGCCCAGUGGUGCCAGCCUCUCCCAGUUACAAUUUUCUGCCUUCUCAGAGCAGUUUCCACCACAACACUCACACUGUGCAGCCCGGGCACUGAGUCUGCUCCAUAUUCACUCUGGAUGAUGGGUUUUUGGUAGGUUUUGUACCAGUUCUCAAACUGGGCUGUGAGUUGGAGUGGGAUCACUUCCAGGUGGCCUGGGUCGUGGUACCAGGAGAAGUAGCUGUUCACACAAAUCACAUCCACAUAGGGAGCCUGCAAAAAACAAGGUGAGAGAGUUUUGGCACAGACUUCAACCUUCUCUUGUAAAUCUAAAUCCUCCUUUGGAUUCAUUUAAUGGAAUCCAGGUUUAUUACACAUACAACUAAUUGUUUCCCCCAUCACUCAGGCCCUCCAAAUAUAAUCUUUCUCAGAAAAAGAAAAGGAUAAAUUUAAUAAGCUAACAGCAUUAAUUUGGCAUUUUUCUUACAGAUUAGGAAGUCACAGCAAAGAGUUAGACAAGAUCAACACGUUUCAUUCUCAGGUUUGUUAGAAGUUUUUUUGUUUCCAAGAUGUCUCUGGCUUGCUGGUACAUUUAGAUGUACUUUUUCUUUUUGAGUAUUGGAAUGUGAUUAUCAAGUGAGUGGUCAAAUAUUUUGACUAGCAACUAAAUUUUGUGCAUCAAUGGUGCAAUACUAAGACUAAAGCAUUCUGCAAGUUAUCUGCCAUUUCUACCACAUGGACAGUGUGAUAAAAGGGCACAAAGCCCCCUCAAAAUAAAGUGAUGUUGUAUGUAACUUGUUCAAUGUUCUCUUAACAUGUUUUGUAAUAAAAGAAAAAAAAUGUUCUAAUAUCA